This is a messenger RNA of Nicotiana attenuata, 995 nucleotides long. RefSeq names its product LOB domain-containing protein 16-like. Gene Ontology annotation, biological process: positive regulation of DNA-templated transcription; hormone-mediated signaling pathway. Gene Ontology annotation, cellular component: nucleus. The record is from RefSeq and is a predicted model, not a curated record. Bases 110 to 700 code for a protein of 196 amino acids. The transcript is spliced from 2 exons. Lineage: Eukaryota; Viridiplantae; Streptophyta; Magnoliopsida; Solanales; Solanaceae.
UCCAUCAUUUCCUAGUGUGCUCGUGCACCCCAUUUCUUUCUUAUUUUCUCUCUUUUUUCUACCUUCUUUUCUAUUUUGCUUUCUAAAUAAUUUUUAGGCUAUAUUGGCAAUGGCAACUGGGACAGGGUCAUCACCUUGUGGUGCAUGCAAAUUUCUACGGCGAAAAUGUGCUAUUGAUUGUAUUUUUGCACCUUAUUUUUGUACAGAAGAAGGUCCUGCUAAAUUUGCUGCAAUUCACAAAGUGUUUGGAGCAAGCAAUGUAUCUAAAUUGUUGUUGCAUGUUCCUGUUGCUGAUCGUUGUGAUGCUGUUGUCACUAUUGCUUAUGAAGCUCAAGCUAGGAUUAAAGAUCCUGUCUAUGGUUGUGUAGCCAACAUCUUCGAUUUGCAACAACAGGUAGCAUAUUUGCAGGCUCAACUAAUGCAAGUGAAGGCUCAGCUAGCUCAAAGCUUUAUCAAUUCAAGCAAUUCAAAUAUUCCUCAAUGGAGCAACAAUAAUAUGGAGUCAAUUAGUGGAUUAAUGACAUCGUCAUUACCAGCUAAUAAUCCAACUAAUUAUAAUUGUUUCAAGUCCAACUCAUCACCACAAAGCUCAUUGGAGUCUUCUGAUAAUUGCAGUGAUAUUGGGAUGAAUAUUCAAGAUAUACAAAGCCUAGACCAACUCUUGUAUCAAACAUAUACUAGUAGGAAUAUUGGCUUUUAGGAUUAUGCAAAAAAAAAUUAGUCCUUUUUUAUUUAAAAGUUGAUGGACAAAAUUACUUGGUACUUAUUAGUAGAUCGUACUAGCUUGUAUUUGGUGAAAUAUAGUUGAAGUGUGGGCAAUUUGGUCCGGCACCACCAUUAUACAGGGAAAAAAAUUACCCCAUCGUCAAUGUUUGUAUAUAGACUCUUUAGGAGAGAGAAAACCAAGACAAAGAAAAAGGAAAAAAGAAAAAGAAAUCCUUUGUUCUAUCUCAUAUUCUCAUGUUACCAAAACCAAGGGAUUUUUCCAUUUUGAA